Molecule: messenger RNA, 1413 nt
Organism: Prorocentrum cordatum
Lineage: Eukaryota; Dinophyceae; Prorocentrales; Prorocentraceae
Source: the annotation of a GenBank genome assembly
AUGCUGCUGGCGCUGCAGGAGACGCAUGCUUCCGAGUACAGCAUGCAGGUGCUUCUGGAGCGAUUGAGUAAACCGUUCUGCUGCUUCUCCUCGUGCGUGCCAGGAGGCCGAGAAGACGCAGGAGGGGUGGCCACGGUGGUGCCCGCCACUGCUGACGGCUACGCCUGCGAUUUUGUUCCUGAGGAGGUGGUCCCUGGUCGCAUCCUCAGGCUCAGCGGUGAAGUUCGACCUUCGACUCAGGGGAGUCAGCCGUGCAACUUCGUCCACUGGAACAUCCACAACCACGACAUUUCACCUGAUCAACGGCGGCGUGUUGCAGAACGCCUUCGGCAAGACCUGGCUUGGGCGCGCCAGUGCCCCGCCACCCGCUCCACCUUCGUCGUGGGCGACUUCAGCUUCGGCGACUGCGACGAGAUCGACAGCUUCCUGGAUGCCGACCAGCCCCUGCAGGCGCAGGCCACGCGGCCCAGCCGCGGUGGAGGCGGACGCGCCCAGGCGGCAGCCGCAGCUGGCCAGACCGCGCGUCUGGCCCGCCACCCUGGCCAGCGGCAAUGGCUGGAUGCGCUGCGGGCAGCCGCGGAGAUGACGCCUGGCAAGCCGACGCACUGGAACGCCAGCACGCGCACCAGCUCCUCCAUCGACCGCGUGUUCGUGGGGACCCCGCGGUGGCAGCUCUGCCAAGGCUGGCAGGCGUGCCAAGUGCGAGGCGAGGCGCGCGAGAUGCACAUCCGCGGGAUCAGCGAUCACUCCAUGGUCGCGGUCUCGCUGCUGCGGCGUACGCCUGGGCGCCGACGCCCUGACACGCCAGCGGCCAUCCCCCUCGCCGUGGAGAUUGUCGACGGGUACCUGGCGAUGGUCCCCAUGCAGCACCAAGAGCCGCCCGACGAGUACAAGUACUUCGCGCGGAUCCUGCAGGCGGCGGCCAAGGCUGGCGCAGCUGGUGUGGCACAGAACGCCUGGGCGCGCGAGCUGGUCAGGGCCUCGGAGCAGACUCGCUCGGUCGAGAUCCUCGACUACGCGGAGUUCCAGAGGAGAUGCAACAUCGCCCAGCGGAAGGACGCUGCGGGCAGACGCCGCGUCCUUGAGGAGGCGGCCCAGCAUGAGCCUGAAGAAAGCCGUCGGCGCCAGCUCGUGGCCCAGCAGCGGGCUCUGAAGCGACGGGCGCGGCUCUGGGCUCCCUUCAACGCUCGGCGCUACCUCGCGCGCCUCGAGACAGAUGGUGCCGAGUUGACCGAGGCCUCCGACAUCGUCGCAGCGCUGGGCCAGCACUGGGGCAAGGUGUUCUGCCCGCCGACGCCAGCCGCGCUCACCGAACAGAGGGCCCGAGAGCAGCCGGCCUACCUGAAGCGCUUCUGGGUUCCCGCGGUCGACUGGGACGCCUACUGCCCGCCCGCAGCGGCGACGGUGCGAGAG